Messenger RNA from Oryzias melastigma (Indian medaka), 1990 nucleotides. It is a transcript of the gene rogdi, whose product is annotated as rogdi atypical leucine zipper. Gene Ontology annotation, cellular component: RAVE complex. The record is from RefSeq and is a predicted model, not a curated record. The transcript is spliced from 11 exons. NCBI's taxonomy places the organism in Eukaryota, Metazoa, Chordata, Actinopteri, Beloniformes, Adrianichthyidae. The coding region runs from base 312 to 1175 and encodes 287 amino acids.
GAUCACAGUGGCGAAGGAUGAUCGGUUCCGACGACGAGCUGAGGCGCGACUGACAGCAGCACGGUCACGUGACCGCAGCUCUGUUUACAGAGGGGCCGUGUCGCGGCGGCUCGUGCGCUCACACCGCUGUUGUGGUGGUUGUGAUGUCGGUCCGCAUUCAUCGAUCUGCUGCUCCUGACAGCACGACUGACGGGCUCCUGCACGGCCGAGCGUGCGUGUGCGCGCGCGCGGCUGUCGGUCCAGAGUUUGGGUGAAACAAAAAUCUCCAGAAAACCUGAUUUUGGACAGCAGCAGCAUCCGUACUCGGCUGCAUGAGACGGAUGACGUCACGUGUUUCCUUCCUAAGCCAUCACCAGGAGGAGGAGUUCAACUGGCUGCUGAAAGAAGAAGUCCACGCCGUCCUCAAGCAGCUGCAGGAUGUUCUGAAGGAAGCGUCUCGACGUUUCUGCAUGCCGAGCCCGGGCCUGGAGAGUCAGCUGAAGCAGGAGAACUUCAUCCUGGGCAGCUCAACCAUGGACCAGGUGAAGGGGGUGCUGACUCUGCAGGGGGAGGCGUUGACUCAGGCUGACAUUAACCUGAAGAUUGCAAAGAGCAGUCAGGUGCUGCACUUUCAGUUCAGAGAAGACAAGCAGUGGAAGCUGCAGCAGAUCCAGGAUGCCAGGAACCACGUCAACCAAGCUCUGCAGCUGCUCAGCAGCCGGGAUGAGACGUAUCACUUCAAGACUGGGGCUGAGGUCAACAAGCUCAUGGAUGCUGUGAUGCUACAACUGACUCGAGCACGGAACCGCCUCACCACCCCCGCCUCCAUGACGCUGCCAGAGCUCGCCACAAGCGGUCUAAUGAAAAUGUUCACCCCCCCAAUGCCAGGAGACGCGAUGAUCAAUUUUUAUAUAAACCUGAGCAAGCUGUGCCUGACCGUGUACCAGCUGCAUGUGCUGCCUCCCAACACCACCAAGAAUUUCAGGCCAGCAGGGAGCUCGGUGCUGCACAACCCCGGAGCUAUGUUUGAGCUCAACAACAACCGCUUCGAGGUCAGCCAUGUCCACAAGGUGGAAUGCGUGGUCCCCUGGCUCAACGACACUCUGGUGUUCUUCACCAUCUCCCUGCAGCUCUGCCAGCAGCUCAAGGACAAGAUAUCCGUCUUUUCCAGUUUCUGGAACUACAGGCCCUUCUAAACCUCAUUCCGUCUGAUCCAGAGUGACCGUCCACUGGGGUGCAGGGACACGCCAGCUUUGUGUGUGUGUGUGUGUGUGUGUGUGUUCAUCAGCUCAACUCCUUCAUCAUAAGCCAUGCUCUACUGCGUGGGAUCAGGAUUUUAGCUAGAGAAUCUGCCCCCCCACCAUAGCCGACAUGUUCACCGAUGCUGCUGAAGCUGAAAUCCUUCAUCCAUGAAGUGUUGACCAGGAGCUGAACCUCCUUCUGAGAUGAAAACAUUCCUGCAGAAUGACACACUAAAACCCAUCAGCGUCACAUGCAGUCCCUCUGUGGUCGUCUCUGCGAGCAGGUCUUCAUUCCAUUCAAGAAAACGCCAUCCCCAGAGCAGAUGGGGUUCAGAAACAUCCGUCACCAAAGUCUGGGGACUGUUAGGAUGAGGGGGGACUCGCUCCACAGUGAGGAGUCCCUAACAUUCUGGAAUCAGGAGAAACUGCAGUGAAUGUAGUGAUGGAGAUGUGAAGGAGUUCUGCCUCCUGCUGGGAUGGACCAACCGCUACAGUAUCCGUUCUGUGCAGACCUGGACACAUCCCCAUACUUCGUCUUCCUCAUCCAGAGUCAGUGCUGAUCUUUAGGAAACUCUAAACCAACACAAGUAUGAAGUGACUGUAAUAGAGAUUCUGGGUUCGACCUUCCCGUAAUGAAACCACUGAUAAGCUGCAUGUGUCUGUGCUCGUAUUUAUUAAUCCUGUCAGGAUCCAGUGAGUGUUGUUUCCUAAAGCUGUCAGUGAGAUGAUUCGUUGUGCAAUAAAGCUGCUAAAGCAGGUGUCUCACAUCA